AUGUCGUAUGAUCUGAGCAAGUCGUUUAAUCGCGACACAAAUGUGACGGGAAUCCUCUUGGACGGGAAAAUGUCAAAGGCUCGAGGCGGCACCGGCAACGCCAACGGUGACGCACCCGUAUACUUUGAUGGUGCCCUUCUCGCCAACGAUAACGAGUUCUUCCUCUACGGCGGAGCAGUACUUGCAGCCGAACCAGUAUAUGAUCCACCCCCGGCCAAUGAAGUUCUAGAGUACCAAGCAUAUUCUGACCUGGCCGAGGCGCCGCCUCUGUGGAAGCCCAGCUUCAGCAACAGACGGCUGCCGGACGGCGUGACAAGAUAUGCCGUCUAUGGCGGUGCUGCCAACGCCCCUUCGGAGAACAAGGCGUGGUAUUUCUCUGGUUUGACAGCUCCCGCUAGAGGUCCUUUCUUCUGGAAUCCGACAAACGAUUCCGAGACAGCGACUAUUCCAUCAGACACGCUCAUCACAUUGGAUAUGGCGAGCCAACUGAGGGAAAAGUGGACAAAUUCUACUUUACCCAGCUACAUAAAGGGAAGGGCAAAUCCGGAGCUCGUAUGGGUUCCUGUCGGGGAACAAGGCAUCCUGGUUGUUCUUGGUGGUGCAACAUACCCCGAAUUCGCGAGCAUUUUUCACACCUCCUCGAACGCAACCCUCAGUCAACCGACCACUGGAGGCCCUGGCACGAGAACGCGAGGCUGUGCCGUUGUCGCCCCGGCCGCUGAUCGAUCGAGCUUCAACAUAUACUACUACGGUGGCUUUGAUGGGAUACACGCAAGCAAGGACUAUUACGAUGACGUCUGGGUCCUGUCGCUGCCUUCAUUCACAUGGACCAAGAUCAGCGACGGCAAGCCAAGCCACGGGCGAGCCGGCCACAAGUGCUUCCUGCCCUACCCCGAUCAGAUGAUGGUCGUUGGCGGCUACACGGCUUUUAAGAGCGACACUCUGGACUGCCUGGAGGGCGGGCCCAUCGCCCUGCUGAACAUCACCAGCGGCGAGUGGAUGGACGGCUACGAUCCCGCAAAGUACGGAGCAUAUGGCGUUCCGAGCAAGGUGCAGGCGGCCAUUGGCGGUAAUGGCGGCGGACAUGCAACGGCGACAACACCCGCACCGUCGGGAUGGGCGACACCGGCGCUCGGCAAGGUAUUCGCCACGCAGUAUGACUUCAGCAAGAUCAAGAUGAACUGGCCCUACAAGUCAUCCAGGGACGCCAACGAGACGCAAACUCCAGUGCCGCAGCCAGCGCCGCUAAGCAAUCAGUCCAAAGGCAUGCCCAGCUGGAUAGCGCCGGUACUGGGCGUCGUGCUCGGCCUCGUCGUGCUUACUGGCAGCCUUCUUGUCUUCUGCAUCUGGCGACGCCGUCUCGCGACUCGCGAACGGCCCGACACGCCGGCCUCGCACGAAGAGAUAUCUGAACGGCUCUUCUACUGGGUCAAGGGCCACCCGCAGCGCAAGCCGACCGUCGCGUCGACACACUCCUGCUGCCCGGCGACGGAGACCGCGCGCACCUCUCCUACCCAGGAUCAGGACCAGGAGCCAAGGCACGAGACAACAGAUACACCUGUGUCUGCCCUUGAGCCUUCGACAGGGUGCCACGAGAUGGAAAACACGCAGAUUGCCGAACUCGAAGACACGUCGCCACCGGUGGAACUCCACGGCAUGGGCGUCACUGCUACCGAUGUCGCUUUACGAAAGGCCGGCUUCAAACCGACCUUGACGAGAUUUGGCUCCGUUCGCUCGCACGGGUCCGUCGAGGCCGAAUCCCCCGUCGCGGUGAGCAGCAUGAGCGGCGGCGGUAGUGAGAGGACGCCCAACUCGCCGAUUCACGGGGGGCGCUGGCACGCGCGGAAGUUGUCGGCGAUCUCCUCCGUCAGCUUCGAGAGCGGUGAAGGCACUAACGAGCCCUCGAUUGACGGCCUUGUCAGCCCUAUUGGGCCGACUAACCAUUCCGAUGAGGACUUUGCGGCGAGGGUGAGUCCUCUAAAGAAUGUCAUGAACAAAAACGAUAGCCGACGGGAUCCGAAUAAGCAAGGUUUGAAUGAACUCGAUGAAUAG
This is a messenger RNA of Cordyceps fumosorosea ARSEF 2679, 2052 nucleotides long. Its product is annotated as Galactose oxidase/kelch, beta-propeller. NCBI's taxonomy places the organism in Eukaryota, Fungi, Ascomycota, Sordariomycetes, Hypocreales, Cordycipitaceae. Gene Ontology annotation, molecular function: protein binding. The transcript is spliced from 3 exons. The record is from RefSeq and is a predicted model, not a curated record. Bases 1 to 2052 code for a protein of 683 amino acids. Gene Ontology annotation, cellular component: cell cortex of cell tip.